AUGCAUGGUUUGACUUGUUUUUUGUGUACUUUUCUUACCCCAGAACGUGAAAAUAAUUUCCCUCCAUUGCCUAAAUUCAUCCCUCUGCGUCCCUGUUUCUAUCAGAAUUUUGAGGAUGAAAUUCCUUCGCAGCACAGAACAUUGGUACGGAGGAUCUACCAUUUGUGGAUAUUUUAUUGCCUGUCCCUUGCUGUAAACCUGGUUGCUUGCCUUGCUUGGUGGAUUGCAGGAGGUUCUGGAGUGAAUUUUGGAUUAUCUUUGCUGUGGCUGGUCAUGUUCAGUCCUUGCGGAUAUGUGUGUUGGUUUCGCCCAGCAUACAAAGCUUUCAGGUCUGACAGCUCAUUCAACUUUAUGGCUUUUUUUUUCAUUUGUGGGGUGCAAUUUGUCCUGUCUGUUGUUCAGGCCAUCGGUAUCUCCGGAUGGGGUGCUUGUGGUUGGCUGGCUGCAGUGACAUUUUUUAGCCACAAUGUAGGGGCUGCCAUAGUGAUGCUCUUCCCAGCUGUGAUGUUUACUGUCAGUGCAAUUGCAACUGCUCUAGCAUUGGUUAAGGUGCACAGACUGUACAGAAGGGCUGGUUGUAGUUUGCAGAAAGCCCAAGAUGAGUGGUACUCUGGGACCUGGAAGAGUCCACCUACCCACAAUGAACAGUACUCCAAUAUUUCUGGGCCCAGUCUACCCCAGUACCCUACAGUGCCAAGUUAUCCUGCAGGAGGACAGUGGCCAUAAACUUUUGCAGCUUUUUAUAGCUUCUGAGUUUCCAUUGGAGAGUUCUAUGAAACCUACAGUGACCAAAUUGCAUUAA
Messenger RNA from Staurois parvus, 802 nucleotides. NCBI's taxonomy places the organism in Eukaryota, Metazoa, Chordata, Amphibia, Anura, Ranidae. The record is from the annotation of a GenBank genome assembly.